Neurospora tetraspora is the source of this 1021-nucleotide messenger RNA. RefSeq names its product translationally-controlled tumor protein. Gene Ontology annotation, molecular function: calcium ion binding. The transcript has 3 exons. The record is from RefSeq and is a predicted model, not a curated record. Gene Ontology annotation, cellular component: cytoplasm. Bases 103 to 615 code for a protein of 170 amino acids. Lineage: Eukaryota; Fungi; Ascomycota; Sordariomycetes; Sordariales; Sordariaceae.
CUUUCGAUUUUGUCUUCGUGCCCUUGUUCUCCCCAAGUCCAUCAACCACCAACCUUGAUACCCUCCUUCUCUUUCUGCAACGCAGUCAACAAAUCAGUCAAAAUGCUUAUUUACUCUGAUAUCCUCACCGGCGACGAGAUCAUCUCGGACUCCUACGACCUCAAGGAGGUCGAUGGCAUCGCCUAUGAGGCCGACUGCGCCAUGAUUGAGGAGGGCGCCGUCAACGUCGACAUUGGUGCCAACGCCUCCGCCGAGGAGCAGGACGAGGCCCUCGAGGAUACUUCCGUCAAGGUCAACAACAUUGUCCACUCUUUCCGUCUCCAGAGCACCCAGUUCGACAAGAAGGGCUACCUCGUCUACCUUAAGGGCUACAUGAAGGCCGUCAAGGCCGCCCUCCAGGAGCAGGGCAAGUCCGCUGAGGAGAUCAAGGACUUCGAGACCAAGGCCGGCGCCUUCGCCAAGAACGUCAUCCUCGCCAAGUUCAAGGACUGGGAGUUCUACACCGGCGAGUCCAUGAACCCCGACGGCAUGGUUGUCCUCCUCAACUACCGCGAGGACGGCACCACCCCUUACGUCGUCGUCUGGAAGCACGGCCUCAAGGAGACCAAGGUCUAAAUUACGCGUUUGAUGUUUCUUCUAGCGGCGCAAUUUGGAUCGUGGAUCGGGCCUGUGGUUUUCGGGAAAAAAAAAAUAAACAAAAAAGUUCUGAAACGAUAUCCCCCCCAAAUUUCUUCUUCUUCUCGAGUUAUGAUAUUGAACCAUACGUACCAAAACAUGAUUUGAUGACCUCUGAAAGUAUCCUAAAUACGCUUUUCGUACCAACUGUGGCAUCUUCGUAGUUUGGAUAGAUAAACGCGCUACCUACCGGCUGUUGGCAAAACCGGUCAGCCCUCACGAGACAAUCACGCCUCCAGAUCACCCUCGAUCUCGCCUAAAACGUUUGAUAACGGACAUGCCACUGAGAUUAUACACUACAACACGAUAAGAUGCCCGUCCUCAGCGGAGCCAUUUUCCCUGUCCU